AUGUCAGGUGUUUCAGAAUCAAAUGUUCCUUCCCAAUCAUCUCGAGGAACCAAAAGGAAAUGGGUUCCAGAAGAAUAUGCAUCACUGGUUUCUUGCAUGGUGGACUUGCACAAUGUUGGGACAUUUAACGACGUCUGGGGUUCAAAGCGGUUACUUAAGCGAGUUAGAAAAAUCGGUUUUGGUUGGGACGACCAUAGGCAGGUCAUUGUUGCUGAAGAUGUGGUUUGGGACUCUUAUUUAAAGAGUCAUAAAGAAGCCGGUCAGUUCAGAGAUCGUAGUUUCCCUUACUACGACCAACUUACUGCCAUAUACGCAAAAGAUCGAACGACUGGGAAAGACGCUCAAACAGCCGCUGACGUUCUUGAAGAAAUAAAUGCUGAGGAUGUACCUUCUGCAGAUAUUAAUGAAGACAGAAAUGAAUACUAUGAUUGCGAUGCUAAUGUCUCUUUGGAUGACAUGGAUGUUUCUGCCACGGAGCCGCAAACAAACAAAAACCAAGGGGUUAAUGAUGCUUCCACUUUAUUGGCUGAAAACAUGCGGGCCAUUGGCGAACAAAUCAGUAGGAGUAUUGCCUCCAAUGUGGUAGUUCACCAAAGGUCAGAAGAAUACCAGAGCAUCCAAGAAAAAGCGUCAAAUUUAUAUCCAACCUUAUGCGAAAUAGAAGGUUUAACUGUGGAUGAACGGUUUCGAGCAUUGAGUAAGAUUCCAAAUCAUCCAACUCAAAUGCACGUUUUCUUUAGUUUACCUUCUGAUGUACGGUUGGAAUGGGUUAGAAGAUUUCUUCCUGACCAUUAA
Messenger RNA from Gossypium raimondii (Peruvian cotton), 795 nucleotides. RefSeq lists its product as uncharacterized. Bases 1 to 795 code for a protein of 264 amino acids. NCBI's taxonomy places the organism in Eukaryota, Viridiplantae, Streptophyta, Magnoliopsida, Malvales, Malvaceae. The transcript is spliced from 4 exons. The record is from RefSeq and is a predicted model, not a curated record.